AUCUCUAUACGCUGCUGAUAGUGUAAAUCACGGUGGUGACGUCGCCAACAGUCUUUUUACCAUUAGCUGUACCAGCGCAGUUUUACGUGUGAGCCCAAUGAAUCUCUUUUGUUUGUCGCUAAAGGGCGUGUUUUCCCUCAGCUGUCGGUCUGUAGCCUGUGUGGGCGUACGAAGGGACUGUUCCUACUUAGCUAGCCCAAGUGACCUGUCGGCCCUGACCCCGUCUUCACCUGAGAGCUUACUACAGCCAGAGUCCGCAGGAUGGAGGAGGAGGCGAGGUGCUUCCUGGGGAGGUUUGUGGAGGAGUUCCCAGCUGCUCUGGAGGAAGGCAGUCCGCUGCCUGUCAGUCCUCUGAGCCGCAGAGUCUCCCUGGAGGAGCUGCAUGGAGAGAGCCUGGAACUAGGCCUGAGGCUGCUGGCUGCCAGGGGUGCUCCUGCAGGCCUCAGUGCCCUCCUGUGCCAGGCGGCGCUGUCCCAGCUGCUGCACAUCGACCUUUCACCUUUCCACUGUCCCCAGGAGGCUGAGGCCAACCAGGAAGAUGAACAGCAAGUAGUCUUACUUGAGUCAGACGCAGUCCAACGUCUCUUCCUCAACAAGCUGAUAGACUUAGCGCUGGCAUGGCACGAAAACCUCCCCGAGCUUCCUCCCUCCCGGUUCCUCCGCUGCUCCGUUCACGCCAUCAAGAACACGAGGAGGAAGAUGGAGGACAAACACCUGGCCCUGGCUGAAUUCAACCAGCUCUUUGGAAUCAAGGAUGGGUUGGAGCGUGCCUACUAUGCUGUAUUUGACGGCCAUGGGGGGAUGGACGCUGCCACCUACGCUGCCGCUCACCUCCAUGUUGCUCUGAGUAAACAGCAGACACUGCAGAGCGAUGCAGCCACAGCCUUUAAAAGUGCCUUCAAAUGCACUGAUGACAUGUUCAGAGACAAAGCCAAGAGAGAGCGUCUGCGGAGUGGCACUACUGGUGUCGCGGUGCUGAUCCAGGGUCAGGAGCUGACAGUGUCCUGGCUGGGAGACUCUCAAGCAAUACUGGUUAGAGAGGGACAAGCUGUAACUCUCAUGGAACCCCAUAAACCAGACAGAGAGGAUGAGAAGCAAAGAAUCGAGGAUCUUGGUGGCUGCAUCACCUUCAUGGGUUGCUGGCGUGUUAAUGGCACAUAUGCUGUAUCUAGAGCUAUAGGUGACUUUGACCAGAAGCCCUACGUGUCUGGAGAUGCUGACUGCUCCACAGUCCAGCUGUUGGGGGACGAGGACUAUGUGCUGCUGGCAUGUGACGGCUUCUUCGAUGCAGUCAGACCUUCAGAGGUCCCACAUCUGGUUCUGGACGCACUUCAGCAGCCCGGUGACCCCGAGGGAGGAGAUAUUGCUCCAGCAGAACUGUCGGAGGACGCUGUUGGACUGAGAGUUGCUCAACAGUUGGUGAGUCACGCAAAGGCAGCCGGUUCCAGCGAUAACAUCACGGUGAUGCUGGUGUUCCUGCGUCCACUGGAGCAGCUGCUGGCUCAACACUCCAGCACAGGAACUGCACAAGCAACUCAGGACUCCACUUCCCAAGAUGCAGCACAGAAGUGAAGGAGGAGGUCUGCUGCCAAGACACCACUGUGCCAAGCUACUGCCUGACUCAUCAUUUUUCAUACUUUUUUUUUUUUUUCAGAAAACCUGCAGAUUGACAAAGCUCAUGUGAAUCUAACAGAACACACAAACAAACUGCUUUGGAGGGAAAGUAUUGAUCCAACCGUAUUAUGACCAUUUGAAAAGGUGUGAUGGUGCUUAUGCAGGGACAGAUAAACCAAGCUGAGCCCCAUACUUAACCUGUUACCUUAACCCAGAAACCAGCCAGUAUUACACUGGAAAACUAACCCUCACUAGUCUCAUUCUCUGAAUUCAUUCACUGAGUUCAGCUCCGUUUCUUUUUGUGACUUUUCAAAGACAUGAUGUUCUGGUUUUAACCUUUAGUAUUGACUGUUUCAUGUGAUAGUGACUCUUUCUAAAGAGCUUUGUGUUUGUGUGAGAUUCUCUUAUGGAAGCAAAGAAAGGUCAUUUGAAUCUCAUAAGAAACUGAAUAAUUGUAAUUUUGAACCAUUAUGAAUUCUUGAAAUGCCUUUUUUUAAAAAUAGUCAAUAAAUUCAGCUGUAUUUAAAUUUGAGAAUUAAGUAUUCAGUAGUGAUGAAGUUUCACAAUCAGUGUUAAUCUGCUUAUAAGAUUUCAAAUCUUUUUGCCUUUCUUUGCCUCUAUAUCGUCUGUGCCAGGAACUCAAGCUUGUCCUCUAUACUGUCAUCUGUCAUUACAGUCUGUUACCUUUUUUAAGCUCUUGUAUUAGUAUUUUUUGUCAAGCUUCAGUUCUCAUCCAUGUCAUCUAAUCCAUAUAUUCGAUGCAUGGUCAGUAUUAAAUGUGCUUUUUGGUAUGCACUCUGUAUCGUGGAGCUUAUAGAUGCAAAAACAAGUCUCAGUACCUCAGGACCUGCAGUGUUAUUGGAUUCACACUGACAUCCCAAGUAACUCAGACAGUGCCUCCAUCAGUCACGGCUCAGUGAAACGCCUUGGAAAGCUCUUGUUGUUGUUGGGUUGCAGUGGACAGUUUUAGUGUUCCAUGAGGGAAACUGAAUCCUUAGAGGAGCUUUUGCCAUCUUCAUUCUCAAAUAUGCCUUCAAGAACUUUAAUCAGUCUAUCUGUAAUGCCGAGCUCUGUGACUAUUAAAAGAAUUACACUGUGCACACCGUAGGAAAUGACUUGGAUGAAGUCAGUAAAUCUUGCAACUGGCCCUAAACUGUAAUUUUGAAGGAAUAGGAGAAUGACACAGUUUGUUUGUUUUUUUCUAUUUCUGAGCGUCAUGCAGAAACGGGAACAAAAUGACACAGCGAUCAGAGAGGCAACUGUAUAGUCAGUAUUUUAGUUUUAAAGGAGGAGUGUGCCAAAACAUGAGCUUGGUAUGCUGAGGUGAGGUAGUAUUGAUGUGGAACAUUUUAUUUACUGAACCACCUGACAGUAUUUCUGAGUCCUGUGUUUGAUUUUUCAUAUCUUCAAAUAACCAUUCUUAACCAUGUGUUAUUGAGAACAUUAUCAAUAUUUCAGCUGUAAUGAUUUUUGGAUUGUAAUAACACACUGUAAUAUUCUGUUUCACUGACAAGAUGCUGUUUUGUAUGAUUUUUAUGCUUCAACCGCUGGAUUAAAAGCAAUGAGGAUAGAAAAGAA
Molecule: messenger RNA, 3192 nt
Organism: Thunnus maccoyii (southern bluefin tuna)
Lineage: Eukaryota; Metazoa; Chordata; Actinopteri; Scombriformes; Scombridae
Gene: ppm1f
Product: protein phosphatase, Mg2+/Mn2+ dependent, 1F
Exons: 8
Coding region: 262-1572 (436 amino acids)
Biological process (GO): protein dephosphorylation; negative regulation of protein kinase activity
Cellular component (GO): cytosol
Molecular function (GO): cation binding; protein serine/threonine phosphatase activity
Source: RefSeq, a predicted model, not a curated record